Molecule: messenger RNA, 1308 nt
Organism: Dovyalis caffra
Lineage: Eukaryota; Viridiplantae; Streptophyta; Magnoliopsida; Malpighiales; Salicaceae
Source: the annotation of a GenBank genome assembly
AUGGAAGAUAGUUUCAGCGUCCGAGUCGGCAAAGUCUUUGGCUCUCUCUCUUCUUCCUCUUCUUCUCCUUCUUCAACAGUAGAAACCCAAAAAUCCUCCUCCUCUUUAAGCUCUCCAUGGAGUCUCACUGGCGAAGAAAUCGAGCGAAACCAAUGGAAUCGAGACCACAAGGAUAGCCCCGAAACUCAAACCCAAACCCAACCCCAACCAUACUUUAAUCCAGAAAGACCCGACGAUAUGGAUUUCAAGUCGGAGAUCGAAAAAGACCUUGAUGAUUUAGAUGACGACGUCGAGGAGGAGGAAGAGGAGUCACGUGCCUUGAAACUCAAACCUGAGGAUUAUAACGAUGAAGAAUGGGACAUCAAGAAAUCUAUUGGCCUGGAUUGUACUCUUGAUUACGAGGAAGAGGAAGAUCAGUAUGACAAAGUGGCCGUUGGGAGGGAAAAGGCUAGAGAUGAUCGCCUGUAUGUGACUGAAAUGAACGAUUAUGGUAUAGAUGUAGAUUCUGGCAAUGUGAUGCCCAGUUCAUUUGGGGAUGUUACUAAGGAUCCGCGUGCUAAUCACCUUGCUGCAAAAAUUAGGCUAAAGGAAGAUGCAGAAGCAGCUGAAAAGAUGGAUUCUUUGCAGGUUACUGUAAAGGAAAAUAUUAGCGUAUCUGGUGACGGUAAUCUGAAAUCUAUUCUGAAGAGGAAGAAGGAUGUUCAAUUGGAUCCCAAGUCGAUUAGUAACCAUUUGGAUUCGAAGUUACAAAAGCGUGUUCGGUUUGACCCGGAAUGCAAAGAUGGUAAUGAUGAAGAGUCUGAUGGAGUUGAAGACACACAGAUGGAAACCAAUGAUUCAACAGAUGAAACAUUGGCAUAUCAUUUGCCUCCAGAUUAUCCUUCUGGAAUUCCAGAUUACAUGCGAAAUCCUUCCAAAUAUACGCACUAUACUUUUGACACAUCGACUGAUGUGGAUGAAGAAUCAAACCGAGGAGCAUACAUGGACUUCCUCAAGAUGCUGCAGAGACCAAAAACAACAGAAUCACAUCCAGAUGAUGUUCCAGUUGAUCUGUCAAAGCCGCUCACCUUCAUACCAAAAAGGAAAACCGGUGUUGCUACAGUGACUGAUAACUGCAUUGAUUCUAAACAAAACCAGGAUGAUGCCAGUGAAGGUUUCAAGCUUAGGAGAGGGGUAGCUCUUGGGAUUGCAGCUGGUGAUGAUAAUGAUGCUGAAACUUGUGCCAUGGAGGAAGAUAGACCAGCUGAUAAGACUAAUUCACGCAGACCAGGACGCCAUUAUAGGACAAAGGCCAAGUCAGAGACAUGA